Molecule: messenger RNA, 11612 nt
Organism: Callithrix jacchus (white-tufted-ear marmoset)
Lineage: Eukaryota; Metazoa; Chordata; Mammalia; Primates; Cebidae
Gene: ZC3H6
Product: zinc finger CCCH-type containing 6
Biological process (GO): negative regulation of DNA-templated transcription
Cellular component (GO): nucleus
Molecular function (GO): metal ion binding; RNA binding
Source: RefSeq, a predicted model, not a curated record
CUCUCUUGCCCUUUAGUCCCGGGCAAGGUGUUGCGGCCGGCGCCAUUUUCUCGAGCCGCCUGUUUCGGGUGCCGCCAUGUUGGUGAGGAGAAAUCACCGUUACGGCCACUGUCCAAAUCCCCGCGUCGCUGCACGCCGCCCGCCCGCUCCCACGCCACAGCCACCGGCGGCGAAUAGAGACUAGAGCGGCAGCGCCGGCAGCGCGGGGCCGUUGCCCAGUGUUUGCAGUUAGAGCCCCACCUCUCUGGCGUGGUUGUUAAUAGACUGGAAAGUCUGUGUCUGUGUCGCUCACUAGUAACCGUGAGUUUUUACCACUUCGUCACCUGUCGGCGGCGGCCGGGAGCAGGUUCCCGCAGGCGGCGCAGGGGUCUUCCCCGCGCCCCGCCGCCGCCGGCCUCGCAGACCUGCCCUCCAGCCCCGCCCCGUUCUUGACCAAAUAUGACAGACUCUGAACAUGCAGGGCACGACAGAGAAGAUGGCGAAUUAGAAGAUGGUGAAAUAGAUGAUGCAGGAUUUGAAGAAAUACAAGAAAAAGAAGCAAAAGAGAAUGAAAAGCAGAAAAGUGAGAAAGCCUACAGAAAAUCAAGAAAAAAGCACAAGAAGGAAAGGGAAAAGAAAAAAUCCAAAAGGAGAAAACGUGAGAAACAUAAGCAUAAUUCCCCAUCUAGUGAUGAUAGUUCGGACUACAGCCUUGAUUCAGAUGUUGAACAUGCAGAAAGUUUCCAUAAAAAAAGAACUGGUUUCUACAGGGAUUAUGACAUUCCAUUUACUCAGCGUGGACAUAUAUCAGGAAGCUACAUGACAUCAAAGAAGGGUCAACAUAACAAAAAAUUUAAAAGUAAAGAAUAUGAUGAGUACAGUACUACCUACAGCGAUGACAACUUCGGUAACUACAGUGAUGACAACUUUGGUAACUACUGUCAGGAAACAGAGGAAGAUUUUGCCAAUCAGCUGAAACAAUACAGACAAGCUAAAGAAGCCUCAAAUACUGCUUUAGGGUCAUCAUUUUCUAAAGAAUCAGGGAAAAAACAGAGAAUGAAAGGAGUUCAGCAAGGUAUUGAACAGCGGGCUAAAAGUUUUAAUGUUGGUCGUGGACGUGGCUUGCCGAAGAAAAUCAAACGAAAAGACCGUGGGGGAAGAACCAAUAAAGGGCCUAAUGUUUAUUCAGUAUCGGAUGACUUUCAAGAGUAUAGUAAACCAGGGAAAAAAUGGAAGGUUAUGACUCAGGAAUUUAUUAAUCAGCACACAGUGGAACACAAAGGAAAACAAAUCUGUAAAUACUUCCUGGAAGGGAGAUGUAUUAAGGGAGAUCAGUGUAAAUUUGAUCAUGAUGCAGAGUUGGAGAAAAGAAAAGAGAUCUGCAAAUUUUAUUUACAAGGAUAUUGUACCAAAGGAGAGAACUGCAUUUAUAUGCAUAAUGAAUUUCCAUGCAAGUUCUAUCAUAGUGGAGCAAAAUGUUACCAGGGAGACAACUGUAAAUUUUCCCAUGAUGAUCUGACUAAAGAAACAAAGAAACUUUUGGACAAAGUGUUGAAUACUGAUGAAGAACUCAUAAAUGAAGAUGAAAGAGAAUUAGAGGAACUUAGAAAGCGUGGCAUAACUCCUCUUCCCAAACCACCUCCAGGGGUUGGGCUUCUGCCAACCCCUCCAGAGCAUUUUCCCUUUUCUGAUCCUGAAGACGAUUUUCAGACAGAUUUCUCUGAUGAUUUUAGGAAAAUUCCAUCUCUUUUUGAAAUAGUUGUAAAACCUACUGUGGAUUUAGCACAUAAAAUUGGGAGGAAGCCACCAGCGUUUUAUAACAGUGCCUCACCACCAGGACCACAAUUUCAGGGAAGCAGCCCACACCCUCAACAUAUCUAUAGUUCUGGGUCAAGUCCAGGUCCUGGACCUAACAUGUCUCAGGGACACAGUAGUCCUGUGAUGCACCCAGGCUCCCCUGGACAUCACCCAUGUGCAGGACCUCCUGGUCUGCCAGUGCCACAGAGCCCACCUUUACCACCUGGUCCACCUGAAAUUGUAGGUCCUCAAAAUCAAGCUGGAGUACUUGUUCAACCAGACACAACUUUGACACCACCAAGCAUGGGUGGGGCUUACCACUCGCCAGGCUUUCCAGGACAUGUGAUGAAAGUACCCAGAGAGAAUCACUGUUCUCCAGGUUCAUCAUACCAGCAAAGUCCUGGUGAGAUGCAGCUCAACACCAAUUAUGAAUCCCUGCAAAACCCAGCUGAGUUUUAUGAUAAUUACUAUGCACAGCAUUCUGUACAUAAUUUUCAGCCACCCAAUAACUCCGGUGAUGGGAUAUGGCAUGGUGAAUUUGCCCAGCAGCAGCCUCCUGUUGUUCAAGACUCACCUAAUCAUGGAAGUGGGUCUGAUGGCAGCAGCACCAGGACAGGCCAUGGCCCUCUGCCUGUACCAGGCCUCCUCCCUGCAGUACAAAGAGCUCUUUUUGUCAGACUUACUCAGAGAUACCAAGAAGAUGAAGAACAAUCCAGCACCCAACAUCAUAGGGCACCAAGCAAGGAAGAAGAUGAUACAGUUAACUGGUAUUCCAGUAGUGAAGAGGAAGAAGGAAGCAGUGUCAAGUCAAUACUGAAAACAUUACAGAAACAAACAGAAACUUUAAGGAAUCAGCAACAACCUUCCACAGAACUCAGUCCUCCUACUGAUCCAAGACUUGCUAAAGAGAAAAGUAAAGGAAACCAAGUGGUUGACCCUAGACUUAGGACUAUCCCAAGGCAAGACAUCAGAAAGCCUUCUGAGUCUGCCCCACUGGAUCUUAGACUUGCGUGGGAUCCCAGGAAAUUAAGAGGGAAUGGAAGUGGUCACGUAGGCUCUUCUGUUGGUGGAGCAAAGUUUGAUGUGCAUCAUGCAAAUGCUGGCACUAAUGUCAAACACAAAAAAGGUGAUGAUGAUGAUGAAGACACAGAGAGAGAACUGAGAGAAAAAGCUUUCUUGAUACCUUUGGAUGCCUUACCUGGCAUAAUGCUCCAGGAUCCAAGGUCACAAUUGAGACAGUUCAGUCACAUUAAGAUGGACAUUAUUCUAACCAAACCCAACUUUGCAAAACACAUUGUGUGGGCUCCGGAAGACUUACUUCCAGUACCUUUACCUAAACCUGAUCCAGUGUCUUCAAUCAAUUUACCUCUGCCCCCACUUAUAGCUGACCAGAGGCUAAAUAGGUUAUGGAAUACAAAAAGUGAUCUUCAUCAAAAUACAGUGUCCAUUGAUCCAAAAUUAGCAGCCAAAGCCAAAAUUAAUACAACAAACAGAGAAGGCUACCUAGAACAAUUUGGAGACUCACACAGUUCAGGAAGUAAAUUAGGAGAUCCUAGACUACAAAAAAAUUUUGAUCCUAGGCUUCACAGACUGCCCAAUACAGAGUCUCAUCAAGUAGUUACGAAGGAUUCACAUACAUCAAAGGGUACCCCUCACUUAGCCAGGUCAAACCCUGGUUCAUCACAGCCCUCUGGGGCAGGAACUAGCAAUUCUGGUUCCGGGACUCUGCCUCCAUAUGCCCCUAAACUCUCUUCCUCAGCUGGCCUUCCACUGGGAACUCCAACUUCAGUUCUUAGUGGUAUUAGUUUGUAUGACCCUAGGGAUCAUGGUUCAUCGUCCACAGCAGAGCUUGCAACAGUUUCUUUAGGAGAAAACUCAAAGAACCAGAAAAAAAGUGGUGGCUUAAAAAGUAGUGACAAAAAUGAGCCUUCUCCUGGAGAAGCUAUCCUGCCACAGAAAACAGCUCCAAAUGUGGAAGUCCCUCUUGCCGGGCCAGCUGACCCACAGGCAGAUAUUCCCAGGAGUUCUGGUAAGGUUCAGGUCCCGGCAGUACACAGCCUUCCUAUUCAGGCAUUAACAGGCUUAAUUAGGCCCCAGUACAGUGAUCCAAGGCAGGCAAGGCAGCCAGGACAGGGGAGCCCAACCCCAGAUAGUGAUUCCGGUAGAGAAACAGAUGACAAAUCUCUGAAAGAGGUUUUUAAAACUUUUGAUCCAACCGCUUCACCAUUUUGUUAGCUAUUGUGUAAUUAAGCAGUUCUUUUCACUCUUGUGACUAUCUCAGUCCUCUGCUGUUUUGUAACUGGUUUACCUCUAUAGUUUAUUUAUUUUUAAAUUAUAAACACUUUUCAGCUGCUAGUAUCAGAACCACAUGAAGUUAUAGCCUCUAAAGCCUCUGGUAUUUUAUAUAAUAUUUUUAUAACUUUAAGAGACUGUAGUAAUUGACCUAAAAACUUAUGUUAGCUUCAGUAAAAGUACUUUUAUUGUAAAUAAACCAUCAUGAACUCAACACUCUGCUUGAAUAUACGCCAGUUGUCUUUCAUAAUCAAUGUUUAGAUAAAUGAUUGCCACUUUUUAUAUGGUUAUUUAGUUUCAAGCAAUAUGAUGUACAUUACUUUUGAGAAACAGUAUUUUGACUAGGACCUCUCUAUUUGUCAGCACAGAACUGAUUAAUAUGUACUGCUAACUGCUAAUUUAAAUGUAAAAUCCAGUAAAGAAAACAUUUUAAAAUCACAAUUAGCAGAGCAGUUCGUGUUUAAGGGUAUCACUUUUAUUAGUAUUGGCAAUAUUAUUUGUGUAAAUGAAGCAUUUGAAUGUCAUAUCUUUUUAAAGUAUUUUAUUGUAUACUGUAUCAUAGAAGUCGGAGGUAUAUAAAUAGAACAUUUUGCUAAAGUGAGAAAUUUCCAAGUUCUCUAGCAUAACUUUUUAAAUUUAAUUUUUCAUAUGAAAUAGCAAUUAGUUACUGCUGUUACAUUGUGAUAUUUAUGUAUGUCAAUGUUUUUGUCUUUAGCAGCAUAGUUUAUAUUGCUUUUUCAAAUGACGUAGCUGCAAUAAUUGUGUUCAUCAUGACUUUGGCAGUUUUUAACAAAAUUUUUAAAGAUCCAGUGAGAGUCUGUAGUGAUUAUUACAUGGAUAAUGUUUUAAAUGUCUAGGUUCUGUAUUUUUUCUUAAAUAGAAAGAAAGAAAACAGAGAUUGCAAGUACAGUCAACAGCAUUUGGCUAUCAAUAAAGAAUCUCUUUCAGAUCUCACUUGACUGGCAUUCUGUAACAGAGGGGAUUACCUGGUGUUUUAAGUAUUUAAUGUCUUCAUAGUGUGGAAAUCUCCUGAACUGAUUAGAAACUGCAUUUUAUGAAAAAUAACUCGUAUUCAUUCUUGCGUAUUUAUUGCAAUGUAUAAAUAAUAGGAACUCUUUGUUUUUUACAUACAUAAUUUAUCACUGAAACUAAGUAUUACACUGCUACUGAUAUUCUGAACUGGAGGUGUACAACAGUGCUGGUAACAAUUCCAAUACAUAUUAAUAACUUGAAAAGGACCAUUUCACUAUAAAAAACAGUGAAAGUAAGUAAUGAAAUCAGUCCUUGAAUGAAAACAGCUGCCCUUAAGAAGUGAUUUUUUUUUUUUAAUUACAGUAAAAUAUUUCAUGAGAACCUAACACUCAGAUAGCAUAUGGUUUAUUGAUAAUGCAUAUUCUUUCUAAUCACUUCUUCAAUUCUUUCUGCUUCAGUUCUGUGCUAGAAUGGGGUUGUGGUGAAGUGAACAAGAACUCUGCCUACUUAAGAAGUUCAUUGUGUUCUAAGUGGAAGGAAAGUUACUGAAGGGAAUGUGAAUUUUUACUGUUUGUACGAUACAUUUGUUGUCUGAAAUGACUCUGGAUAACAUUUUUGGUUUAACAAUGUAAUUUAAAGCCACCAUACAAAGUAUUUUCUAAUUUACUGUCCAAAUGAAUUUUGUUGUUAAUUGAGAAGUCAAUAAAGUGGAUUAAACUGACAGAAAAUAUAUGUAUAUAUGUGUGUAUAUAUAUAUGUGUGUGUGUGUGUGUGUGAGUGUGUGUGUGUGUGUGUGUAUAUAUAUAUAUACAUAUAUAUAUCUCCCAAAGUGUAAUUUACUCUUUUGUCAGGAUAAAAUCAGAAAAAUGGCUGAUUUUAGUAAAUGAAAUUUUUAGCAAAUCUUUAAUUCAUGUAGUUUAUAGUUAUCGUGUCAAGUAAUGCUAUUUACAUUUUAAGCAUCAUACAUUUUAAGCGUAAGAGAAUUUGGCUUGUUAAAGAUCAAAACAGAAUCCAAACUCUUAACAGAAUAUCUUUUUUACAGCUAAAAAAGAUAUUCCAAGAUUUAUUAAAAAGUAAGAUUUAAAAGUUACUAAUGCAAAUUAUGUAAUGUUCAUUUAUUCAGUAUUCUGAGUUCCUAUUAUCUCAACUAUUGUCCUAGAGGCUAUUUUACAAAAAAGUUUGAACUUAGUUUCAAAUUUGACAAUAUAUUUUAUAUGAAAGUGUUUAUGCUUAAAAUAAUGAUUUUUAUUUAUUAUACAGCAUUUUUAUUGUGACAGCAUUAGUAUAUGGUAUAUUCUGUCAUACCCUGUAAACAUAGUUUAAUAUUCUUCUUUUUUCCCAUUUUCUCAUACAAAUUGAAUAAGCAGCCAUUUUCCCCUAAUAAAUAGCUCUUCUUUAAGGUGAAUUCGUGUUUUUAGAAUCCAUGUAAUUUGAAUUUCACUGUUAGAUGGACAAGUAACUUAUGUUCCUAUUGUUAGAAGCCACACGUUUAGAGAUAACAGAAAUAACUUGAGUCUUAAGAGUCUGGAUAGGCUCAUCCAUUGAGAUGUAACUUAACUAUUCAUACUGUUUGUGAUGAAAACUCUAUACCUGUUUACUUUGAUGAUUAAUAGAGUGGAUGUAUCGGGGUUGAAAUGGAACACACAGAAGAUCAUGAGAAUUUAGAUUCAGCAACUACUUUCCCAUGUCUUGGUUAAGCUUUCAUUGUGAACCUUAAAAACAAAUCAAAUGUUGGUGUGAUUUCAAACUCUCUUUCAAAAAUUAGGUCUGUUUCUAUCUGCAGCCUCUGUAUUUCCCAGCUGAAUGUUUCAAACCCCCAAAUUAGGCUGCAACUGAAAGAGCCUAAUUGUGAAAUGAUUUGUGCUUAGGUUUCUGUUAAUCCUUUAGCCAUGGAACCUUGAAUAGUAGUGUUCCUCCUACUUAUUUUAAGAGUGGAAGAACAGCUGGGUAGUAAAGAAAUCCUGUGUGAACUUUUAGCUCAGCCACUCUGCUGAAUUAAUUAGAGAGAGGUAGGAAGGUUUUACAAGGGCUGGAAGUUUAAAGAGAAUAAAUUCAUAUUUUUGUUCUGAAUUGGUUUCUGUGCCAUUUAUAUCAAUAUGUAGUUGCUUAUCUAUGAAAUGGAGUUAAUUUUGAUUGAUCACAUAUUUGAUGUAAAGAAUUAAUUAUUUUUGUAAGGUAUUUGUAAAUUUAAAAUUGCUUUAUAACUUGAAUGAACAUAAUCAUUAUGCUCCCAUUAGGGUGCAUUAAGUUGUACAAAUUCCAAAAUAACAUACUAUAGUUUGUAUGGUUUGCAAUUUUAUGAAGUUUCAGAUGACAUGCACAGAAUACACAACAGUAGAAUUUCCUGAGAAGCUAUUCAAGUGAAUAUUAACCCAUCAAGUUAGCAAUUUCCUUAAAUGUGUAUCAGGAAGACAUAGGACUUCCCUACCUUAGAGCUGUAUAGACUUGUGUCUCUCCAAGAUCUGACUUCUCUGCCAUUUCAUACAGGUUGGAUAUUGAUGGAGGUUUAAAAAUGCUAUGACAGUUCAUAGUGCAUGAUGUGUUUGUUUAUCAUAGCAUAUUUGGGCAGAGUGGCCAGCUCAUUCAAUAUGAGAGCCACCAGCUCUUAGGAACAGAUCUGUUCACACCCAGUCUAUAAUAGGUAUUUCUUCAGGCAUGUCACAUUGAGGUCUUCCUGAGUGACCACUUAGUCGAUAAAGGUAUUAUGUUUCUUUAAUGACCACUAGAAGUUAGGAAGCUCCUAGGGACCAGGAUAUGAGACCUUAGAGAGGCUGUGACAGUCUUUUCAUUUGCAUGACAUAGAAUCUGUAGUGGAGAUGUUUUCCCUGAUGUUUUUGGAGGGCUGGACUGUGCUGAAGGUUGUACCUUGGCGGGGUGAUCUGCAGUCAUGCGGUCCACUGAUAGGAUCCCCCUCCCCACAACUUCAGUAAUUGGGCUUUCUGUUAAUUUCUCAAAUUAUCUUUUCAAAAAUGGUUUGGCACUACUUGAUGAUAUUAUGUUCAAAAUCAAGUCCAGUAGAAUAUAUAAGCAUUUGUAAACUAGACUUAGUUUAGGAAAUCUAUGCUUUGACAUAUAUAACCAAACAGCUUGAGUUUUCAAAGCCAUUUUCUUCUUAGGUGUUACUCUUUAGCAUUUACAUAAUGCCUUUUCCCCAAGCAGUUUAACGUGGUUUGCAGAAACAGUUUUGGCAGCUACUGAUCACUAUAUUGCUGGAGUUGUGUUUGAGUAUGUCAUUUAUCAGUAGUAUCUGCCAGUUGUGACAAAGCCCUUAUUAACCUGCCUUUCCUGGAAAGGAUACAAACCCAAGGAAGGACUUUUGGUUAACAUCUACAUAGUACUUAGAAUUGCUAAUUUUGAAAUAAGAAACAGAAAGCAUAUUUAAAAUACUACUUUAUGUUUUUGGAGGCAGGACCUGUAUGUAUCUCCUUAUCUUUAUACUUCCCCAUAGAAACAGGCCUAGUUGUAGGCACACAGUGGGUGCUUUGUUAACUGAUGAUGGCUUCCUGACAACCAUCCAAGUGUUGGUUUUACAGGUGCUGUCACCCAUCACAACAGAUGUGGCAGAAGCAUUUCAUGACCACAUUAGAAAGAAUGCAGCUUACGAGUUAUAUCUUUUUUGAUAGACCCAGAGAGCCCACCUGCUCUUUUUUGUCCUCACCUUCACCCCAAGCAAUGUGAAGACAGGUUAUGACAACUUAGGAGCUCCGUGUUUCUGUAAUAAUUCAUAACUUUAAGAGUCCUCCAGACUUAAAAGAUUACUUCAUGGUGAAAGUUUGGAUUGAUCAAUAAUUUAUUCCUAUAAAUGUCUGCAGCAUUUUUUUUCCGUAACCAGAAAAGUAACUGCAUGGCCAGUCUUUUUUUUUUCGGUAAUUCUUAUUUGCUGUUUUUUUGUUUGUUUGAGACAGUUUUCACUCUCAUUGCCCAGGUUGGUUGGAGUGCAAUGGUGCAAUCUCAGAUCACUACCUCCUGGGUUCAAGUGAUUCUCCUGCCUCAGCCUCCCAAGUAGUUGGGCUUACAGGCACAUACCACCACACCAAGCUAAAUUUUUUUUAUUUACUAGAGGCAGGGUCUCACCAUAUUGGUCAAGCUGGUCUCGAACUCCUGACCUCAGGUGAUGCACCCACCUUGACCUCCCAAAAUGUUCGGAUUACAGGCAUGAGCCAAUGUGCCCAGCCUGUUUUUGUUUGUUUGUUUGUUUAUUUGUUUUGUUUUGUUUUUUUGAGACAGUCUCACUCUGUAGCCCAGGCUAAAGUGCAGUGGCUCAAUCUCAGCUCACUGCAGUGUCCACCUCCCAGGUUCAAGCACUUCUCCCAUCAUACCCUCUCGAGUAGCUGGAACUACAGGCAUGUGCCACCAUACCCAGCUAUUUUUUGUAUUUUUUGGUAGAGACGGGGUUUCGCCGUAUUGACCAGGUUGAUCUUGAACUCCUGGCCUCAAGUGAUCCACCAGUCUUCGCCUCUUAAAGUGCAGGGAUUACAGGCAUGAGCCACUGCACCUGGCUCAGUAUUUUUUAAAUUAUUUUUUUUUCUUUAUAUAUUUAUUUUUUUUUUGAGAUGGAGUCUUGCUCUGUCGCCCAGGCUGGAAUGCAGUGGCAUGAUCUUGGCUCACUGCAACCUCUGCCUUUCGGGUUCAAGUGAUUCAUCUGCCUCAGCCUCCUGAGUAACUGGGAUUAUAGGCGUGCACCACCACACCUGGCUAAUUUUUUAUAUUUUUGAUGGAGACAGGGUUUUACCAUGUUGGUCAGGCCACUCCUGACCUCAAGUGAUCCACCUGCCCUGGCUUCCCAAAAUGUUGGGAUUAUAGGCAUCAGCCACUGCUCUUGGCCAGUCUUUUAUUUUAAAAUAAAUAAUUAGGCCUAACCAGUGAAUUAUUAAUAGCAUUUAAAAUUCCUUUUAUCCAGAUACUAUACCAUGAACAAUAAUUUUCCCUUUCAAGUUAUGAUUUGACUCUAAUUUUGGAUCUUGUAUCUGAUCUUUACAUGCCUUUCAUUAUAGAACAACCAUUCUACUGUUAGCAAAAUUAUUGUAGGCUUAAAGAAGAGCUGUGAGUUUAAAGAAGACUGUGAGUUCUUGGAAUAGUAUUUUAUAGCAUGGUUUAUUCUUGAGUCUCUUGUUUUUUAAGCUUAGGGUUUAUAAGAAAAAAAUGAAUAUAUAGCUGAUUAUAGCAUUUUAGAAAAAAACAGCUCUGCAGAUAGGCCCAUACUUCUUGGCUCAUUACUGAUUUUAAUACCUUCAUAAGAGUAUUAGGAUUGAAAGGAGUGGUAAAAUUUGCAUUAUCAGAGGUCUGAUAUGUAAUUUACUGUAAAGAAAUUAAAUAUAUAGAGGUCCAAUUUUUAAAAAAUUAACCAUAUUGUUCUCAAACCUCCAUUACCACCAACAUCUUGGGGGUUAUUUAUACUUUUUUUUUUUUUUUUUGAGAUGAAGUCUCACUCUGUUGCCCAGGCUGGAGUGCAGUGGUGCCAUCUCGGCUCACUGCAACCUCUGCCUCCCAGAUUCAAGUGAUUCUCCUGCCUCAGCCUCCUGAGUAGCUGGGAUUACAGGCACCUACCACCAUACCCAGCUAGUUUUUUGUAUUUUUAGUAGAGACGGGGUUUCACUGUGUUGUCCAGGCUGGUCUCCAAACCCCUGACCUCAAAUGAUUCGCCUGCCUCAGCCUCUUAGAGUGCUGAGAUUACAAGCGUGAGCCACCACACUUGGCCUAGACUAUACAUUUUAUACAUUUUUUAAAUAAAGAAAGUAAAAAAUGAUAAACCAUUAUAAAAUAGAAGUUUCAGUCCAACUGUAUUUUACAGAAAGUUGCCCUCAAAUUUUUGAGAGGGAAGUCACAUAGGAUAGAAGAAUAUCUUUUCAACAGGUAGAAUGUUAUUUCCUUACAAAAGUGACAAUCAAAAGAGUCAUUUGUAUACGUACUUGCCAAAGUUUAAAGAUUUUUUUACAUUCCUUACCCUAAACCCACUGCCCCAUCCAUCCAGGAUUCAGAAAGGGCUCAGCAUAGAUCCAGGGCUCCGGGGCUCAUGUCAUUUUGUUAUUAGUCUAGGGCUUUUGUGCAUGCACAGUCUAGGUUGGGCAUCUUUGUAUGUGUGUUGCUGUUUGGGGCCAGGGAUGGGGGUGGGUGGGAGCUGUCCAGGUUUAAGAUUGUUCAUUUUCUAUUAGAUACACAAGCACUAUCUGUGGGCUGAAAUCCAGGUGAUACCUAUUCAGUAUGACUUUUUUUUUUUUUUAAACUUUCUACUGCAAUUAUUUCAGUUCCCCCAAGUUAUGUCUCACAUGUUGGGGAAAUGCUGCCAUGACUAUUUUACUUUAGAAGGUUUUACUAGAUACCAGUUUAAUAGAUUAAUGACAUUGUUUUAAUCUACUGUCGGCUCAAAAGACACCAGCAAGGGGGUAUACUUUGCUGAAUGGAUAAAUUAUUCUAUUAAGGACUAACAAAGUACUUGGUAAAAUUAGGAAUAACUUUUCCCCUCCUUCUUUACCAAUAAAUUUUCCAAGUUGCAUUCCAUUGUUGCAAGUUUCUGUAAUUUUUUCUGCAAUACCUUUCUAUUAUCUGAAUUUCAAUAAAAAUGUUUCUAAUAA